This is a messenger RNA of Fraxinus pennsylvanica, 2187 nucleotides long. Lineage: Eukaryota; Viridiplantae; Streptophyta; Magnoliopsida; Lamiales; Oleaceae. The record is from the annotation of a GenBank genome assembly.
AUGGAAGCUCUCUCAGCUUCCAAAUGGUUUUUGCUCUGUGCAUUGUUGAUUUCAGCUGUACAGUUCACAUAUUGCAGUGUUACUUAUGACAAGAAAUCUCUUAUUAUUAAUGGCCAAAGAAGAAUUCUUUUAUCUGGCUCCAUUCAUUAUCCAAGAAGCACUCCUGAUAUGUGGGAGGGGCUUAUACAGAAGGCUAAAGGAGGAGGAUUGGAUGUUAUAGACACAUAUGUUUUUUGGAACCUCCAUGAACCGUCUCCUGGCAAUUACAAUUUCGAGGGAAGAUGUGAUUUGGUUCGGUUUAUAAAGUUGGUUCAGAAAGCAGGAUUGUACCUUCAUCUUCGCAUUGGGCCUUAUGUUUGUGCAGAAUGGAACUUUGGUGGGUUUCCGGUUUGGUUGAAGUAUGUUCCAGGCAUUAGCUUCAGAACUGAUAAUGAACCUUUCAAGAAAGCAAUGCAGAGUUUUACCCAGAAAAUUGUCCAAAUGAUGAAGGAGGAAAGAUUGUUUCAGUCUCAAGGUGGUCCUAUCAUUCUAUCUCAGAUUGAAAAUGAGUACGGAUUAGUAAGCAAGGAUUUUGGUGCCGCGGGUAGUGCAUAUAUGACUUGGGCUGCUAAGAUGGCCAUUGAAUUAGGCACCGGUGUUCCGUGGGUAAUGUGUAAGGAAGAUGAUGCACCAGAUCCCGUGAUAAAUGCUUGCAAUGGCUUUUAUUGUGAUUAUUUUUCUCCAAACAAACCUUAUAAGCCCACACUAUGGACUGAGGCUUGGACUGGAUGGUUUGAAGAUUUUGGGAGUCCAAUUCAUCAUCGUCCAGUAGAAGAUUUGGCCUUUGCAGUUGUCCGAUUCAUUCAGAAAGGAGGCUCUUUUGUGAACUACUACAUGUAUCAUGGAGGAACCAACUUUGGACAUACUUCGGGAGGUCCUUUCAUUACUACCAGCUAUGACUAUGAUGCUCCUAUUGAUGAAUAUGGCUUGGUUAGGCAGCCAAAAUAUGACCAUUUGAAGGGGCUUCAUAGGGCGAUAAAGUUAUGCGAACCAGCUUUGGUUUCUGCUGAUCCUACUGUCACGGCCUUGGGAAACUAUGAACAGGCACAUGUUUUUUCUUCCAAGUCAGGACAGUGUGCAGCUUUUCUCUCAAAUUUCCACUGGGAUAAAUCUGCAAGGGUGAAAUUUAAUAACAUGCACUAUGAGCUGCCACCUUGGUCAAUUAGCAUUCUUCCUGGUUGCAAAAAUGUCAUUUUUAAUACUGCCACGGUUGGAGCUAGAACACCACAGGCUCAACUGUUGCCUACGAAUGUGCAAAUGUUCUCUUGGGAAACAUUCAAUGAAGACAUAUCUGCUAUGGAGGUUGAUUCAAAAAUCACAGUUGUUGGUCUUUUGGAACAAUUAAAUGUCACUAGAGAUGCCAGUGAUUAUUUGUGGUACACAACCAGCGUCGAGAUAAGUCCAACUGAAUCCUUUUUACGUGAGGGUCGAAAUCCUACUCUUGUGGUGCAAUCAGCAGGCCAUGUUCUGCAUGUGUUUACUAAUGGACAAUUAUCAGGAUCAGCAUUUGGAACAAGGGAAUACAAAACAUUUCCUUACACUAAAGAUAUCCCCUUACAUGCUGGAGUAAACAGGAUUUCACUUCUGAGUGUUGCCGUUGGAUUGCCGAAUGAUGGCCAUCGCUUUGAAACGUGGGCCACGGGAAUCCAGGGACCAGUUGUCUUAAAAGGACUAGACCAUGGAACAAGGGACCUGUCCUGGCAGAAAUGGUCAUACCAGAUUGGGCUCAAAGGGGAAGCCAUCAACUUGGCUUCUCCGAGUGGAAUAUCAUCUGUUGAUUGGACACGAGGGUCCUUGGCUGCAAACAAGCAACAGCCACUUACAUGGUACAAGGCUUACUUCAAUGCACCGCAAGGGAACGAGCCUUUGGCACUGGACCUGGGUAGUAUGGGCAAAGGUCAAGUGUGGAUCAAUGGACAGAGCAUAGGAAGAUACUGGACUGCCUAUGCAAAAGGCGAAUGCCGUGAAUGCAGCUAUACAGGAACAUUUCGACAAGCGAAGUGCCAAUACGGUUGUGGAAAACCGACACAAAGAUGGUACCAUGUCCCUCGGUCUUGGUUGAAGCCUACACAAAAUUUACUGAUAGUUUUCGAGGAACUUGGUGGGGAUGCAUCAAGAAUUUCUUUUGUUCGAAGAUCAGUCACUUAG